Messenger RNA from Suricata suricatta (meerkat), 765 nucleotides. RefSeq names its product tripartite motif-containing protein 26-like. The record is from RefSeq and is a predicted model, not a curated record. The transcript has 4 exons. The coding region runs from base 154 to 765 and encodes 203 amino acids. NCBI's taxonomy places the organism in Eukaryota, Metazoa, Chordata, Mammalia, Carnivora, Herpestidae. Gene Ontology annotation, molecular function: zinc ion binding.
CCGCGCCCGGCGGAUCCAGGAGACCGCACGGCGGGGACGCGCGGAGACUGCGACCCGGAACCGUCUGCCGCGGGAAAGCAGUGCCCCUGGCCUGGGGCUCGCUGCGCGGAAAUCGGCGGUUAGGCGAAGAAGUCCCUGUGACCCGAGGACGCCAUGGCCACGUCGGCCCCACUGCGCAGCCUGGAGGAGGAGGUGACAUGCUCCAUCUGCCUGGACUACCUGCGGGACCCAGUGACCAUCGACUGUGGCCACGUGUUCUGCCGCGUCUGCACCAGCGAUGUGCGCCCAGCCCCAGGUGGCCGGCCCGUCUGUCCGCUCUGCAAAAAGCCCUUCAGGAAGGAGAACAUCCGGCCCGUGUGGCAGCUGGCCAGCCUGGUGGAGAACAUCGAGCGGCUGCAAGUGGACAAGGACCGACAGCCAGGAGACGUGGCCCGGGAGCAGACGGAUGGCAGGCUGUGCGAGCGGCACCGCGAGAAGCUGCACUAUUACUGCCAGGACGACGGCAAACUUCUGUGCGUCAUGUGCCGCGAGUCUCGGGAGCACCGGCCCCACUCGGCCGUCCUCGUGGAGAAGGCUGCCCAGCCCCACAGGGAGAAGAUCCUGAACCACCUGAGCACCCUCAGGAGAGACAGAGACAAGAUUCAGGGCUUGCAGGCCAAGGGAGAGGCCGACAUCCUCACUGCGCUGCUGUGGGCCCUGUCUGGCGGCUGCCGCUGUUGUGCCAGGGAUGGCCAGAGUGCAGGGAACCAAGGAGGUCCUGCCUGA